Messenger RNA from Poecilia reticulata (guppy), 1383 nucleotides. The record is from RefSeq and is a predicted model, not a curated record. Lineage: Eukaryota; Metazoa; Chordata; Actinopteri; Cyprinodontiformes; Poeciliidae.
UUCUCAACUCACCAAAAGAACAUUUGGAGUCGCAGUAUAGGACUAGAUGCUCCCUCAGAAGAUUAAAAAAUAAAAAAUAAAAGGAAAGAGCCAGAGCUGAUGAUUAAGGCCUGUAAGAAAGAUUCACUGAACUGAGUGAAUAACCUCACUGACACUGGUCGAGUUUUGCAGAUCAGGCUUGAAACCCAUCAAACCAUCUGAACCAUGAAGCUUCCUGGGACAAUCAUUCUUGCAGCAGCCACUGAAGACUUUAACAGUUCCCUGCUGUUUCCACUACCAGGAAAUGCAACAGAUGCACCAGAGUCGGUGUCCACGUCGUCGGCUUCCCAGACCUAUGGUGGUGGGAGUCGUUGCUUCAUAUGUGCAGACAGAGCCACGGGUAAACACUACGGCGCGCCCAGCUGCGAUGGCUGCAAGGGAUUCUUCAGGAGAAGCAUUCGCAGCAACCAAACAUACAACUGCAGGUUCAACCGACAAUGUGUUGUGGACAAAGACAAAAGGAACCAGUGUCGUUACUGCAGACUGCGGAAAUGUUUCAAGGCUGGAAUGAGAAAGGAAGCUGUUCAGAAUGAGAGAGACUGCAUCAACCCCCACAGAGCCAAGGGACAACUGGUAGGAACUCUGUCCAUCAACGUGUUGCUGCAGGCGGAGAACAGCGUGCAACAGAGUCGUGAUAUCGGCGCCAAGAAAACAGCCCGUGUGGGAGACGUGUUUGAAUCAAUGAAGCAACAGCUCCUCCUGCUGGUGGAAUGGGCCAAACAUAUCCCAGAGUUUUGCAGCCUUCACAUAGAUGACAGGGUGACUCUUCUGCGAACCCAUUCGGCUGAACAUCUGAUUCUGGGGGCAGCAAGACGUUCGCUACCUUAUAAUGACGUCAUUCUUUUAGGCAACGACUUUGUGAUCUUCCUGAGAGGAGCGGAGUUGGAAGUGUCCAGAGUGGCUAUCAGAAUCCAGGAGGAGCUCGUCAAGCCUCUCAGGGAACUGGACAUUACAGACAAAGAGUUUGCUUGCCUCAGAGCCAUAGUUUUCUUUGCCCCAGCAGACUGUCCAGGCCUGGAGCACCCUCAGCUGAUCCGAUACUUGCGUCUCCAGGCCCACGUUCUACUAGAGGAAGCGACGUGUGAUCAGAGAGGAAGGUUAGGAGAACUUCUGCUGAUUCUUCCUGCUCUGCAGAGCGUUUCCUGGCAGAUGGUGGAAACGCUCCAUUUGGCAAAGCUGCUCGGCGAAGCCAGACUGGACAGCUUGCUCCAGGAGAUGCUGCUUGGAGAGGGAACAGCAACGACCCAAGGGCAGGGUGCCGGCAGUAUCCUGAACUGUGAGCGUCAGAAUGACCUCCGACCUUCUCCUGCCACCUUCACCUCUGAGCUCCCAUGCUUCCACUAG